AGGAGAAGGGGCGAGGGGUGGGGGAGGGAAUCUGGUCACCCGGCUGGCAAUGGCCUGAGCCGAUGCCUUGGGAGAUCUCGCCCUCCUGCUCCGGCUGCCAAGUUGUGGACCGACCAGCCCUGCCUCCUCGCCACCCUGCUCCCAUUCCGCUUGCACAAUGCCCGCUGUACGGCGUAGCCCCUUCCUACACUAGGGGGGCUCUGCUGGGGAUGUGAGCCGGCGGGCAGGGAGAGCCAUUGUGGGGAAGAGGAGCCAGCCAGAGGAGGCCGAGCGAGGCUAUGAGGUGUGGGCGACCGGAGAAGGCUCCUCGCUGAACCAUGAUGAAGACGGAGCCCCCCACCGCCAGCCCCAGCAACAGCAGCAGCAGCAGCCUGAGAAGCGCCUCUCCCCACAGGAACGCCUACGAAGCGGGGAUCCAGGCCCUCCGAGCCACAAAGGAUGCCCUUGGGGCCGCCGAGAGCGAAGAAGCCAAGAAGGCCAGGAACAAGAAGUAUGGGUCCAACGUGCACCGGAUCAAGAACAUGUUCCUGCAGAUGGGGACCGCCCCGCCGGGCGAGGGCACCUGCGACCUGGCCAAGGUGAAGGAGAAGCCCGUCCGGCUCUCCUUGCCCAGGGCCAGCAGCCUGAACGAGAACGUGGACCACAGCGCGCUGCUGAAGCUGGGGACCAGCGUGUCGGAGAGGGUGAGCCGCUUCGACUCCAAGCCCGACAAGCCGGUCUCCAAGCUCCAGGAGACCCGGAAGAUCUUCGAGCGGAGCCUUCAGGAGAAGGAGACCACCAACAAGCUCCUGCUGAGGAAGGAGAGGGCCGGCUUCCAGGACAGGAAGCUGGACGUGGUGGUGAGGUUCAACGGGAGCACCGAGUCCCUGGACAAGCUGGACACGGAGGCCGUGUCGCCCACUGUCAGCCAGCUCAGCGCCGUCUUCGAGAAGGCCGACCUGAGGAACAACCUGCACAAAACCCCCAGCAAAGUCGGGCCCCUCAACUCCAAGAUCGUCAGCAAGAGGUCCCGGGUCUUCCUCCAGGGCCCGGAAGGGGGCAAGGCAGAAGCCAGGGGGGGCGACGGGCCAGCUCUCCAACUGAGAGCCAAGCAUCUUGAGGGCGAGAAGGCCCAACCCAAACCAGUCGCGCCUAGGCCGGGCGAGAAGGACGCCACGGGCCCACGGGCCCAGAGCGUCCAGGAGGUGCGGAAGAUCAAGCCGGUGGAGGUGGAGGAGAGCGGGGAUUCGGAGCAGGAGUUCGAGGCCGCCGAGCAGGCGGAGGAGACGGCGGCCGAGCAGGACAAGAGCAAGAGCUUGGCGUCUGGGCCCGAGCGGGCCGAGCUGAUCCAGGCCGAGGUGACGGUGCACGCGGCCUUGGAGAACGGCGGCCUGGCUGCGGAGAAACACGGGCAGGCCCCAGAAGCGGACACCUACCCCGAGGAGGAGGGCAAGGCCGAGGGGCAGGAGGAGGCCGACCUGGGCGAUGAGUCCAAGAAGGAGGACUUCUCGGAGGCCGACCUGGUGGACAUCAGUGCAUACAGUGGGCUGGGGGAGGACUCGGGGGGGAGCGGGCUGGACGAGGACGAGGAGGCCGACGGGCUGUAUGAGCCCGAGUCGAGCUGCGUGGAGAUCCCCGGGCUGUCGGAGGAAGAGGAGCUGGUGCCCAACCGCAAGAUCCAGUUCAGCACGGCUCCCAUCCAGGUAUUCAGCACCUACUCCAAUGAGGACUACGACCGCCGGAACGAGGAUGUGGACCCCAUGGCUGCCUCGGCUGAGUACGAGCUGGAGAAGCGGGUGGAGAGGCUAGACCUCUUCCCGGUGGAGCUGGAGAAAGACUCCGAGGGGCUGGGAAUCAGUAUUAUCGGGAUGGGUGCCGGAGCGGACAUGGGCCUUGAGAAGCUCGGCAUCUUCGUCAAGACGGUGACCGAUGGGGGAGCGGCCCACCGGGACGGCAGGAUCCAGGUGAAUGACCUCAUCGUGGAGGUGGACGGUACCAGCCUGGUGGGCGUGACCCAGAGCUUCGCGGCCUCGGUGCUGAGGAACACCAAGGGUAGAGUCCGGUUCCUGAUCGGGCGGGAGAAGCCGGGCGAGCAAAGCGAGGUCGCUCAGCUAAUCCAGCAGACGCUGGAGCAGGAGCGGUGGCAGCGGGAGAUGAUGGAGCAGAGAUACACCCAGUACACGGAAGAGGACGAAGAAACGGGUGAAUAUGCCACAGACGAGGACGAGGAGAUGAGCCCCAUGUUCCCCAGCAGCGAGAUGGCCAUCGAGGUCUUCGAACUGGCUGAGAACGAGGACAUGCUGUCCCCUGUCGAGAUGGACCCCGAGAAGCUGGUGCACAAGUUUAAGGAGCUCCAGAUCAAACACGCCGUCACCGAGGCCGAGAUCCAGCAGCUGAAGAGGAAGCUGCAGUCCAUUGAGCAGGAGAAGGCUCGCUGGCGAGCCGAGAAGGCCCAGCUGGAGCAGAGCGUGGAGGAAAACAAGGAGAGGAUGGAGAAGCUGGAGGGUUAUUGGAUGGAGGCCCAGAACCUGUGCCAGGCAGUGGAUGAGCACCUGAAAGAGACUCAAGCCCAGUACCAGACCCUGGAGCGGAAAUACAGCAAGGCCAAGCGGCUCAUCAAGGAGUAUCAGCAGAAGGAGAUCGAGUUCCUCAAGAAGGAGACGACCCAGAGGCGCGUCCUGGAGGAGUCGGAGCUGGCCCACAAGGAGGAAAUCGACAAGCUCCAGGAGAAGAUCUCCGAACUGGAGGGGAAGCUGCAGACCUUGAAAAAUUCAAACCCAACUUAAAACAAACACAAACACGAAGCAAUCGUUGGGGAGGAGGGACACUUUCCCCUUAACCCCCCCCCGCCCCCGUUUUGCCCC
Molecule: messenger RNA, 2843 nt
Organism: Caretta caretta (loggerhead turtle)
Lineage: Eukaryota; Metazoa; Chordata; Testudines; Cheloniidae
Gene: PPP1R9B
Product: protein phosphatase 1 regulatory subunit 9B
Biological process (GO): neuron projection development; actin filament organization; calcium-mediated signaling
Cellular component (GO): cytoplasm; actin cytoskeleton; postsynaptic density
Molecular function (GO): actin filament binding
Source: RefSeq, a predicted model, not a curated record